UCUUGGUUGAAAUACAAUAUAUAUCUGGAGAGGGGUACGAGGCGUUUGCACAUCGAUCUUCGAGCUUAUUCCACGGUCGGACAACGAUCAGAUCGCUCAACGUUAUCACACGCGUCAAGUUUCUCGCGCAGAAGAAAAACUAAAACUAUAAAACAUGGGUGUUCCUGCUGGUGAUGCUGAAAAAGGCAAGAAGGUUUUCGUACAAAGAUGUGCUCAGUGUCACACGAUCGAGGCUGGUGGUAAGCACAAGGUCGGUCCAAAUUUGCACGGCAUGGUCGGUAGGAAAACUGGUCAAGCUCCGGGAUUCUCUUACACGGAUGCCAACAAGGCAAAAGGCAUCACUUGGAACAAGGAUACGCUCUUUGAGUACUUGGAAAACCCAAAGAAGUAUAUUCCGGGUACAAAGAUGGUCUUUGCGGGUUUGAAGAAGCCUCAGGAGCGUGCCGAUCUCAUCGCUUACUUGGAACAGGCUUGCAAGUAAAAAAGCAACAAAAAGACUCGAUACUCGGAGUGAUUUCUCAUAGAAAUCACAAAAGAGAAAGAGACGGAAGAGAGAGGAGAAGAAGUAUAAGGAGCAAGGAGAAUGGAACGAGAUGGCUGAGCGAACGAGGAGAGUCGGGGAAGAUGUGUCUAACCCAACGACAAAUAGUUAAAUUAUCAUCGUCGCGACGUUAACCGCCCUAUAUCUCCGGAGGAAGCUCUACAUCGAGCGGCGUCGCGUUUUUUAUCGCACUCAUUUUCAGAACAUCUCAAUAACAUCCUCAUCUCCGUUCGAUCUUGGAAUAACUGUCGUUAUUUCAAGAGAGCCACUCGUGUCCAUCAUUAGUACGAAUUGUUAUUGUUAAACAAAAAUAGGCAAAAUCUACAUCGUAAUUUACCACUCUAAAGAUUAAUAAAAAGCAAUGUGUAAAAAAGGACUACGGACAUAGAAAAGUCGUCUGGAUUCGAAACUUCAUGUCCGUAUAAAACUUUUAAACCGACGAUAUUUUUUGAUUAGCGCUUGCGGCUCACGAGUCUCCUGGUUGAUAUUCGAACCUCAAGUUGUUGUCGUUAUUAUUUAUUAAACGUGUACAGUACGAAAGAAAUAAAACCCUGGAUCAAUCAUUGAUAUACAAUGUGCUAUGAUGUGUCAAAAAAUGUAAAGAAUGAUGGAAAAAAGUCACCUGAAAAUACAAAUUCGGCCGUAAUUCACA
Molecule: messenger RNA, 1193 nt
Organism: Venturia canescens
Lineage: Eukaryota; Metazoa; Arthropoda; Insecta; Hymenoptera; Ichneumonidae
Gene: CytC
Product: cytochrome c
Exons: 4
Coding region: 155-481 (108 amino acids)
Biological process (GO): mitochondrial electron transport, cytochrome c to oxygen; mitochondrial electron transport, ubiquinol to cytochrome c
Cellular component (GO): mitochondrial intermembrane space
Molecular function (GO): electron transfer activity; heme binding
Source: RefSeq, a predicted model, not a curated record